AUGUCGCUGCUGACGGAGUACGAGGGGUGGAAGGAAUCGCCGGACGUCGAGUCGCUGCUGCCGUCCACGUCGCAGCCAUCGGAGUCGCAGCCGCCGGCAUCCCAACCCUCUGUACCGUCCCUUACCACUCCGUCUUCAGCGACCGACUCCGCUCAACUGCCGUCCCCUCGCCGGCCACACCCACACCCGCCGGGCGCUGCCGCCAUUCCGUCCGCCUCUACACCGGCAACCGCAAGGCUUCCGCGAGGGGAGAGCGAUCGCGGGCCGCGGUCGAAUGAGGGGGAGGCGGCGGAAGCGCAACGCCAGGCGGCGGAGCAACGCCUUCCGCCGUCCGUCAGCACCGGCGGCAAAGCGAAGCAACGCAGCGGGCCCUUGAACCGGGUAACGUCCGCGCUGCGUCCCAUGUCCGCCAUGUACCCCCGGCGCAAGCCGCUAGGCGCGGGAGUGCGCUUCGACGACGAUCGCGACGUCCCCUCGCCGAGAGCCGACGGCAGCAACAGCUUACCGAGGGCGAGCGCCGCGGUCGACGCGCAGCCUGACGACGGGGGGGCGCUGACGGGCGGGCAGAAGAAACCGGGGGAGGAAGGCGGAGUGCAAGGGGAGGGCGGUGUGGGGAAGGUGGGGUCGGGGCGGAGCAAGUGGCAGAUGGUGCGGCGGUCGCUGAAAGACAUCAAGGAAGUGGAGCGCGAACUCAAGGACAUGGCGGACACCGCGCGCGGAGGGGCGGCGGCGGACGACGAGGGCGCGAGUGAGGGCGCGGACGACGACGACCUGGAGCGGCUCGCCAAGGACCUCGAAGCGCUGCGCGCCGAGCGCAAGGCGCGGCAGCAGCAGCAGAAGCAGCAGCGCGCGACGAACCCGAUAGGCAGCGCGGGCGGACCGCCGCAGUCGGCGGUGCACGUGGACAUGCCGGGCGGCGUGCGGCAGCGCAAGAUGGUGCGGCAGAGUGUGAUCAUGUGCAUGGACCCCAUGUGCAACCGCUGCCCGCCCGAGAUGCACCUCCACAUGCGCAAAAUGAUGGCCGCCGCCGCGCCCGGCGCGAGCGCGGCGGUGACGCCAGUGGCGAAGGACUACUCGGCGAUGGACUGGAUGCUGGACGACGAUGGCGACGAGGAUGGCGACGGCGAGGAGGAGCUGCUCGUCACACUGCGCUGCUGCGGCCUCCGAUUCACCUACCGGCGGCGGCGCUUCCUGCUGCGGCGGUUCGUGGCGGAGCUGUGGCCGCCGCCGCUGCUGCAUCCGCACAGCUACUACGUGAAGCUGUGGGUCAAGCUGCAGUUCGGCAUGAUGCUCGCCGCCUUCCUGCUCGACCCCUUCUUCCUCCUCGUCCUCUCCGUCUCCCAGGAGAACGUGUGUGUGUACACGAGGUGGACCUUCGCCUACUGUCUCGUCGGCAUUCGCACCUUCCUUGACUUCCUCACGCUUCUCAACAUACUCGUGCAUACGCGCAUGAUGUUCAACGCGACGCACGACCAUGUGAAGGAGGGCAACAUACGCAACUCCAGCGGCGAGCCCGUGAAGCUGGGCGACCUGGUGGUGGACGGCCGCGCCAUCCUCAUCAACUACCUCCGCACGCUCUUCCUCGCCGACCUCCUCGCCCUCAUCCCCCUCCCCCAGGUCCGCCCUCCCCCCCCCGCCUCCACCCAACUUCCGCCACUCCCCACCUCCGUCCCUCGCCCACUUCGCCCGUCCAUGGGUCCCUCCGGCCAUUUUAGGUCCCUCGUUCCCUAG
Molecule: messenger RNA, 1731 nt
Organism: Closterium sp. NIES-65
Lineage: Eukaryota; Viridiplantae; Streptophyta; Zygnematophyceae; Desmidiales; Closteriaceae
Source: the annotation of a GenBank genome assembly